Messenger RNA from Dentiscutata erythropus, 248 nucleotides. Lineage: Eukaryota; Fungi; Glomeromycota; Glomeromycetes; Diversisporales; Gigasporaceae. The record is from the annotation of a GenBank genome assembly.
GAAUACCAAAAGUAAUAUUACCAAGAGUACCACAAGUAUUCAACCAACAACCAGUAAUACCAUACGUGCAAUAUCAAAGGCCAACUAUACCAAGACCUUUACAACAAAUACAAUUUGACAACCAACUACAACAACAGCUAAACAACCAAUUUGGAAUAACACCAAGACCUGUUGUACCAUAUAACACAGCUCCACCAAGAAUACCAAAGAAACCUAAACACCUACAAUUUCUCAAAAGAAAUAAAUGA